Prunus armeniaca (apricot) is the source of this 201-nucleotide messenger RNA. The record is from the annotation of a GenBank genome assembly. Lineage: Eukaryota; Viridiplantae; Streptophyta; Magnoliopsida; Rosales; Rosaceae.
AUGGCAGCUCUCCUUCGCAUUAGCAUCAACCCGAACCCAUUGGCAAAUAAAAUGUCAAGAUCAAAUCCUAGCCGUCCAUCUAGGACCACGAUGGCUGUAAUGUCGCAAGAUCAUCCUUAUUGGGCGUCCGUGCAUGCCGAGACAGAGGUCCAUCUCAAGCAAGCAGCACAUCCUUGUCAGGCCUCCACUCUCAGUGUUUGA